Molecule: messenger RNA, 1365 nt
Organism: Exophiala spinifera
Lineage: Eukaryota; Fungi; Ascomycota; Eurotiomycetes; Chaetothyriales; Herpotrichiellaceae
Exons: 1
Coding region: 1-1365 (454 amino acids)
Molecular function (GO): lyase activity
Source: RefSeq, a predicted model, not a curated record
AUGGCCACGAAAGCGCUUGCCCAGUGGGCAGUCAACCUCACGACAAUGCCGUCUUCUACGCGAGCAGCAGCAGUGAGAUCACUCUACAACUACAUCGGCGUCGCCAUUGGAGGUUCCAACCACCCAGCUGUGAGGAAGGCAUACCUGGCUCUGUCCCCGCUAUUUGGCAGACCAACAUCGAGUCUUCUGGGAGCGCAAGACUCCUUCAGCAACUCAUCUAGAGCUGAUCCAGAACAUGCUUCUUUGUUGAACGGGAUAGCUUCUCAUGUACACGACUUUGAUGACACCCAUCUGGCAACCAUCAUCCAUCCGACAGGCCCAGUAGCUUCUGCGGUAUUGGCAUGGGCCGAACACCAGGGCCGGGUUAGUGGUGACGAAUUACUGCUGGUGCUCGUAGCCGGCAUCGAGGCGAGCUGUAAACUUGGGCUCUCGGUUUGGCCCGGCCAUUACGACAUUGGGUGGCACAUCACUUCCACCACGGGAGCGGUGGGAGCUGCAGUGGGCGUGGGGAAGCUCAUGGGGCUAACGGAGGUUCAAAUGGCACAUGCCAUUGGCCUCGCCGCUGUUCAAGUCACCGGGCUCCGCGAGAUGUUCGGAAGUGAUACCAAGUCAUUCCACCCUGGCCGAGCCGCCUCCAACGGAUUGUUAGCGGCGCUGCUGGCUCGAGGUGCCUAUACCAGCUCCAGUUCAGCUCUCGAAGCGAAGCGGGGAUGGGCCAAUGUGGUCGCAGGAGGCAGUACACCACGACUGGAUGAGCUCGUUGCCACACUAGGGGAAAUGUGGGAAAUCGAAACCAACUCCUUCAAACCCUUUCCAUGCGGCAUUGUAUGCCACCCCGCCAUUGAUGCAGCAAUUCAAUGUCAUCACGAGAUAGCAAACUCGCACGAACUCUGCCUAUCCGACAUUGAGGCACUUGAACUGCUCGUCCAUCCGUUGGUGGUGGAAUUGACGUCGAAAGAUACCCCCAGAGACGGCUUGGAAGCGAAAUUCUCAGUCUUCCAUGGUUGUGCCGUGGGUCUUCUCUAUGGUCGAGCUGGGCCUGCAGAGUAUGCAGACGAUAUAGUUACAAGCAAGGAGGUGAUUUCAAUAAGGAACAAGGUUGGAAUCAUGGCAGAUACUACCUUGGGUGCCGACGAGGUACAUCUUAACAUGAAGCUCAAGAAUGGCGUUGUCCUAAAGAAGCAUAUUCUGCACGCCGUAGGGUCCCUUCAAGCGCCCAUGACGGAUGACCAGCUCACAACGAAGUUCCUGUGUGAAGCUUCACGUGUGCUGGGUAAGGACGGAGCAAAACGAGCCAGCAACGCGGCGUGGAAGAUCGGCGACCUUGAGGAUAUUGCAGAAGCGCUGCCCUUAUUUAAGCGAUAG